UGUCAUGAUGUUACAAAUGCAAUUUUUGCUAUCGAGUAAUAAAUGGAAGAUGCAAAAAGAAUGCUGAGACGAGAGUUUUGAAAUUGAAGCUUGGAAUAUAUUGAAAUUUAAUAGAAGAGCAACUGCAGCAAAAUGAUAAGAAAGGAGUGGUGGUAGUUCUCUGUAGGAAAGUAGGGAAAAGUGAAAGAGAGGGGAUAACUGGAUAAAAAGUAGAGCUGUUGAAGCACGCGGUAGUUGUGUUCUUUCAGUCAUUAACGGAGCGUCUUCCGUUGAAUUUGGAGUGAAACUUUUUUUCUUUUGUUAUAUUUUUAUUUUUCCGUUUAUUUUUUAAAUCUUUUCUUUUUUAUCAUAAAAUAAGUCGACUAAGAUGCCAGGACAAUUCGAAGAAAUCCAAGCAAAACAUGCAACAUUCGGAAUGGGAUGCUUCUGGGCUGGCGAUUGCCUUUUUGGUGUUCUACCCGGUGUAAUCAGGACUUGCGUUGGAUACGCCGGUGGACAAAAGGAAUCGCCAACUUACAGAAAUAUUGGAGAUCAUACGGAAGUCGUCAAUGUCGAAUAUAAUCCAGACGUAAUAUCGUAUGCACAGCUACUCUCUUUGUUUUGGGAGAAUCACGAGUAUGGUCUCACUACAAAAAUCAAGAGACAGUAUAUGUCGUUGAUUUUGUAUCAUGAUGAAGAACAAAAGUUGAUAGCUGAAAAGUUACGUGAACAAGAACAGCGAAAGCGUACCGAUUCGAUUCUCACUGAAAUAAGGAAGUUUGAGAAGUUUUACCCCGCCGAAGAUUAUCAUCAGAAAUAUCGACUUCGAAAUCACCCAUGGUUAAUCGAAACUACCGGUCUCACCAGCGACGAAGUUCUUCGAAAUUCGCCGUUAGCUGCUAAAUUAAAUGGCUACAUCGCUGGAGCUGGAACGAUCGAACAAUUUGCAAAAGAGUUGCCUAAUCUUGGCUUAACUGAAAAAACUGCACAGUAUUUACAAAAAUAUGUGAUUGAGAAUCAAGGAAAUGGUUUAUAUUGCUAGUUUAAGAAUACUUGGUAUGUAGUAUACAUGGAAUAGGAUCUAUUUCUUCCUAGAAAGAAGUUUUAAAGUCGAUUUUCUUACGCGAUGCGGGUUAAUCUGUAUAUUGAAAGAAUUGAACGAUUCAAAUAAUAAGUAUUUAGGUCGAUUUUAAAAUCUGGUUUACGUUCGAUAAAUAUCCUUCGUUAGUAUUAAAUUCUCUCAUUUUGUAUAAUUUUUAUCAUAGUGUAUAAGUUUUAUUAACAGUAUAUUAUACUAUACUUCAUACGAAAAUGAGUAAUAACAGGUUUAUUUGUUUGCUCAGCAUGGAUAUCUCGCUUUUUUAAAAAGAAUCAAAAAUCAAUUUACAGUAAGAUAGGCUGUGAAAGGUAUAUACAGAUAAUUUUGUUUGCAAUAUUUUGUUUUCUGAUCACUUCGUACAUUCUAUAAGUUUUAUUAAUUUAUAGCGUUUUAUCGCGUAUUUCUCAUCCUAAAAAAAAAAAUAGCAAGUGAUUACAAGACGUAUAAUUAAACAAUGGUUUUUUUUUAAUUCCUUAUGUUGUACCUUUUCUGCAGAAAACUUUCAUAACGUACAUGAUAUGUUAAUUACAUAUGAAAAUAUAAUUGUAUAAUAUUUAUUAUGAAUGAUCUUAUGACCACAAGUAUUAGAAAAUGUACAAAACUUCAAGGACAACUGUGUUGUCAAAUACGCACGCUUACAUACAUAUACAUAUGUAGAUAUAUAUGGUCAUAUGAUAUACGGAUGUAUAUCGGAGUUUAAUAUGCUUCUAACUCAUUUACUUCACAUUAGUGUUUUAUAUAUCUACUUAUAUAAAAUUAAUUUCAUUACAAAAAGAUCGAAAGAUAUGUAAUAAAAAUCAGUGAAAUAUAAAAAAUAACAAUAAUGAAAUUUAAAAA
Molecule: messenger RNA, 1915 nt
Organism: Frieseomelitta varia
Lineage: Eukaryota; Metazoa; Arthropoda; Insecta; Hymenoptera; Apidae
Gene: MsrA
Product: peptide methionine sulfoxide reductase
Exons: 5
Coding region: 368-1021 (217 amino acids)
Molecular function (GO): peptide-methionine (S)-S-oxide reductase activity
Source: RefSeq, a predicted model, not a curated record